AUGGGAGAAGUUGUUAGGGUUAAGUUGUAUUCUGAAUAUACAGACGCAAUACCAGCGCCACAGGGAUUAUCCACAAAGACUGUUCCAUUACAAUUUAAUAAAUGGUCCCACUAUCUAAGCUCCCAGAAACACAGUAUCUAUUUUUCUAUUUUGUUGCAAGCUGAUAUUUCCCAGAAGGUUCGAUUUCAAGUCUUUGGCAAUGAGGCUAAAAUCUACCAGAAUCUGGUCUCACUGAUGGCAGAUGAGUUUCAAAUAGUUCAGUUCUCUGCCAAAUGCCCCACUUUAUCAUGUAAGUACUUAUUACAAUGUGCACCUCAAUCAAUUCCAAUUAUGAGAAGGUUUCAAUUAGUUUUUGACAAUCAAAAUGACUUCUUUAAGGUAGUAACACAACUUACAACGUUUGGGUUUAAGGUUAAAACUGUUAAUGUCCGACAUCAAGUAAGUAAUCCCAAUCAACAACAAAAAGUAACAUCAUCGGCAUUCGUUAUCCCUUCUAUCCCUAAUAGAAUAGAUCAUCAUGUUCAAAAUACAGUUAUGAUGAAACCCCAAGUUACAUUGGAGACAGAAAAUAGCUUCCAAUAUUUGGAUUCUCAAAUUAAUGAGUUCCAAACAUUACCUCAAGUUGAUACACAAUAUUCUGCUAAUGUUUCAUUACAAGAUGUUUCUGCUUCAACUACUCUAAACAACUCCCAUGAAGAAAAAAAAUAUGAGGUGGAGAUAGAAACAUUGCCCACCCUUAAUGAUUUGACAGUUAAUAAGGAAGAGUUAAAAGAUAAUGAUAAAAUAAUUUCAUCAAAUAAAGAAAAUGUCCUCAAAAAUAAAGAGAUGAAGAUAUCGAAGAGAUUCCUCAAGGAAAAAUUAAAAGAUAGAAAUUUUAUGAGAUGGGUGGACAAAGUGGAAGAGGUGUUAUGUGAAAUGAGUAAGAAUGUGUCGUCUUGA
Molecule: messenger RNA, 939 nt
Organism: Naumovozyma castellii
Lineage: Eukaryota; Fungi; Ascomycota; Saccharomycetes; Saccharomycetales; Saccharomycetaceae
Gene: REC114
Product: Rec114p
Exons: 1
Coding region: 1-939 (312 amino acids)
Source: RefSeq, a predicted model, not a curated record